Molecule: messenger RNA, 3045 nt
Organism: Anolis sagrei ordinatus
Lineage: Eukaryota; Metazoa; Chordata; Lepidosauria; Squamata; Anolidae
Source: RefSeq, a predicted model, not a curated record
AUGAAAGAGAAACCCUACAAAUGCUUGGAGUGCCACAAGAGCUUCCAGCAGAGCGCCCAGCUUUCUUGCCACAGGAAGAUCCACACUGAAUGGAUGCAUCUUGAUCCUGCUUUAGCUGCCAGAGGAUGUUUAACUGUAACACAUCGGCAAUCAAAGAGGAACCAGGAGAAGACCUUGAUGUCACCCCGGCUGGGAGAAGCGAUGGCAGACCCUGGGGAAUUGCUGGGGAGAAGACCCCCGAGGAAAACAUUCUUGGCCCUGAUCCAGUGCAAUGCAAAGAGGAACCAGGAGAAGACCUUGACAUCGCCCUGGGCUGAGAGAAGCGAUGGUGGACCCUGGGGAAUUGCUGGGGAGAAGACCCUCCUAGAGGAUGCUCUUGGCCCUGAUGUAAAGCCAGAGCAAUGCAAAGAGGAACCAGGAGAAGACCUUGACAUCACCCCGGCUGAGAGAAGCGAUGGUGGACCCUGGGGAAUUGCUGGGGAGAAGACCCCUGAGGAGGACGCUCUUGGCCCCAAUGUAAAGCCAGUGCAAUGCAAAGAGGAACCAGGAGAAGAUCUUGACAUUGCCCCGGCUGAAAGAAGCGAUGGUAGAUCCUGGGGAAUCGCUGGGGAGAAGAUCCCCGAGGAGGACGCUCUUGGCCCCGAUGUAAAGCCAGUGCAAUGCAAAGAGGAACCAGGAGAAGACCUUGACAUCGCCCCGGCUGAGAGAAGCGAUGGUGGACCCUGGGGAAUUGCUGGGGAGAAGACCCUCCUAGAGGAUGCUCUUGGCCCCGAUGUAAAGCCAGAGCAAAUCAAAGAGGAACCAGGAGAAGACCUUGACAUCACCCCGGUUGGGAGAAGCGAUGGUGGACCCUGGGAAAUUGCUUGGGAGAAGACCCCCGAGGAGGAUGCUCUUGGCCCCAAUGUAAAGCCAGAGCAAUGCAAAGAGGAACCAGAAGAAGACCUUGAUGUCACCCCAGUUGGGAGAAGCGAUGGCGGACCCUGGGGAAUUGCUGGGGAGAAGACCCCCGAGGAGGACGCUCUUGGCCCCGAUGUAAAGCCAGUGCAAUGCAAAGAGGAACCAGGAGAAGACCUUGACAUCACCCCGGCUGAGAGAAGCGAUGGUGGACCCUGGGGAAUUGCUGGGGAGAAGACCCUCCUAGAGGAUGCUCUUGGCCCUGAUGUAAAGCCAGAGCAAUGCAAAGAAGAACCAGGAGAAGACCUUGAUGUUGCCCUGGCUGAGAGAAGCGAUGGUGGAUCCUGGGGAAUUGCCAAUGAGGCUGAGCCGGACACCAAACAGGGAGCACCCCUCCGGUGGGUGGUGAAGGAGGAGGACAACAAGGGCGAAACAGUGCUGAGCGAAAGCGAGUGGAGCCUGCUUCCUCUUCGCCUCUCUUUCUCAGGCAAAGAUGGGAGGGAGAGUGAGAAUGGGGAGAAAGCGAAUGAAAGAAUCCAUGCAGGAGAGAAACCAUAUAAAUGUGUGGAUUGUGGAAAGAGCUACAGUACCAAAUGGUAUUUUAAUGAGCACAAAAAAACCCACACGGGAGAAAGACCGCAUCAUAAAUGCCUGGAGUGUGGAAAGUCCUUCACUGAGAAAGCAUACCUGAAAGUGCACAGAAGAAUCCACACUGGAGAGACACCAUAUAAAUGCCAGGAGUGUGGAAAGAGCUUCAGUGCGAGGACGAAUCUCAGAAUGCAUGAAAGGAUCCACAUGAAAGAGAAACCCUAUAAAUGCCUGGAGUGUGGAAAGGGCUUCGCUGAUAGUUCAAACCUGAAAGUGCACAGAAGAACCCACACAGGAGAGAAACCAUACAAAUGCUUGGAGUGCGGAAAGUGCUGCGCUACCCAAUGGAAACUUAAUGAACACAAAAGAACCCACACGGGAGAAAAUCCGAUUUAUAAAUGUGUGGAGUGUGGAAAGGACUGCGAUACAAAAUGGAAACUUAAUGUGCACAAAAGAACCCACACGGGAGAAAAACCGUUUACAUGUGCGGAAUGUGGAAAGAGCUUCACUGGGAAUUCAUCCCUCAAAGUGCACAGAAAAAGCCACACAGGAGAGAAUCCAUAUAAAUGUGUGGUAUGUGGAAAGAGCUUCAGUGCGAGGACGAAUCUCAGUACGCAUGAAAGGACCCACACGAAAGAGAAACCCUAUAAAUGCCUCGAGUGUGGAAAGAGCUUCACUGAUAGUUCAACCUUUAAAGUGCACAGAAGAAUCCACACAGGAGAGAAACCAUAUCAAUGCUUGGAGUGCGGAAAGGGUUUCGCUGAGAGAGGGCACCUUACUAGGCAUGCAAGAACCCACGCAGGAGAGACAUCAUAUCAAUGUGCGGAGUGUGGAAAGAGCUUCGUUGAUAGUUCAAACCUGAAAGUGCACAGAAGAAUCCACACAGGAGAGAAACCAUAUAAAUGCUUGGAGUGUGGAAAGAGUUUCGCUGUGAGAGGACACCUUACUAAGCAUACAAGAAUCCACACAGGAGAGACACCAUAUAAAUGUGCGGAGUGUGGAAAGAGCUACAGCUCCAGGACGAAUCUCAGUGUGCAUGAAAGGACCCACACGAAAGAGAAACCAUAUGAAUGCUUGGAGUGUGGAAAGAGUUUCAGUGUGAAAGGAAACCUUACUCAACAUCAAAGAACCCACACAGGAGAGAAACCACACAAAUGUGUGGAGUGCGGAUUGUGCUUCAGUAUCAAAAAGCAUCUUACUAAGCAUAAGAGAACCCACACGGGAGAAACACUACCAAUGCUUGGAGUGCCACAAAAGCUUCAGGCAGAGCGCCCACCUUUCUUGCCCCAGGAAGAUCCACAUUGGGGAGAAACCGUAUAAAUGCCAGAGUGUGGAAAGCAUAUCAACAAUUGUAGUGCCUUCUGUUGCCAUCAGAGUACCCACACGGGCCAAAAGCUAUUCAAAUGCUUAGGAAGUGGCAAGACCUGUAGGAAUAGCACAGAGCUUCCUUUACAGAGUACAAGUCAAUGAGGUGAAAAUUAUCCUAUAUCUGUACAGUCUAUGUUAGCUUUUUAUAGUAUGCAUACUUGUCUGUAAUCAGAUAAUAAAGAUUUUUGAGCUUGA